AUGCGCCUCAUUAAACAAAAUAUCGAGCGUGAUGGCUCUGGUACCAUCACUCUUCUUCCAGAAGAACCAGAAGACAUGUGGCACGCCUAUAAUCUCAUAGCACCUACGGACAUUUUACGCGCCACUGCCAUCCGAAAGGUCUCCAAGGAAUCCAGUACUGGAAGCACAUCCACGACGCGCGUACACCUCACAUUAUCCAUUGGUGUAACAGCGAUAGAUUUUGAUCCGCAAGCCGGUCAAUUACAUGUCAAAGGCCGCAUAUGCGAGGAAAAUAUGUGGGUCAAAGUAGGCGCAUUCCAUACUCUCGAUCUCGAACUGCAGCGAAAUUUCACACUGGAAAAAUAUGAUGGAUGGGAUUCCGUCGCCCUAGAUGUUGUGAAGGAAGCCGUGCGGGAAGAUAAAGAGGGUGUGGUGCCUGCGGUCGUGAUGCAGGAGGGAAUGGCCAAUAUAUGUUUAAUCACCGAACAUCAAACCAUCCUCAAGCAGAGAGUCGAAACAGGAAUACCGAAGAAGAGAAACGGUAUGGCGGGAGAUCACGAUAAUGGAAUUCAAAGGUUUUACCAAACAACACUCGAGACGCUACUAAGACAUGUGGAUAUCACUCAACCACGACCACUACUACUUGCGAGUCCCGGGUUCGUAGCACAAGGUUUCCAGAAAUACAUACUAGAUGAAGCAUCUAGGACGGGAAACAAAGCGGUACUGGCCAAUAAAAAGAAUUUCGUGGUGGUGCACAGCAGUUCCGGCCAUCUUCACAGUCUAAACGAAAUUCUCAAAAGUCAAGAAGUGCUAGCCAAACUCAGCGAUACCAAAUAUGCCCGCGAAACCCGCUUCAUGGAUGAAUUUAUGACACUUCUCCGCAGAGAUGACGGAAGAGCCUGGUACGGUCCAGCCGAAGUAGAGAAGGCAGUUGAGAAGGGAGCAGUAGGACGAGGGGGUGGAGUUUUGUUGAUAAAUAAUGAGCUAUUUCGGAGUCAGGAGAUUCAAGUCAGGAAAAGAUGGGUUAGGCUGGUUGAUAAGGUUAAGGAGGAAGGAGGAGAGGCGAGGAUUUUGAGCAGUGAUCAUGAGAGUGGAAAGAGGCUGGCGGGAUUAGGAGGUAUUGCGGCGAUUCUAACGUACCCAUUGGAGGAUCUGGAUGAGGAAAGUGAGGGUGAAAAGGAGGACGAUAUUCCCGUGAAGGAGAUGCAGGGUGUGGCUAUUAUAUAG
This is a messenger RNA of Sclerotinia sclerotiorum 1980 UF-70, 1206 nucleotides long. RefSeq lists its product as hypothetical. Bases 1 to 1206 code for a protein of 401 amino acids. The transcript has 2 exons. Gene Ontology annotation, biological process: RNA surveillance; nuclear-transcribed mRNA catabolic process, no-go decay; ribosome disassembly. Gene Ontology annotation, cellular component: cytoplasm. NCBI's taxonomy places the organism in Eukaryota, Fungi, Ascomycota, Leotiomycetes, Helotiales, Sclerotiniaceae. The record is from RefSeq and is a predicted model, not a curated record.